Aspergillus heteromorphus CBS 117.55 is the source of this 919-nucleotide messenger RNA. Its product is annotated as LYR motif-containing protein. The coding region runs from base 326 to 667 and encodes 113 amino acids. Lineage: Eukaryota; Fungi; Ascomycota; Eurotiomycetes; Eurotiales; Aspergillaceae. Gene Ontology annotation, biological process: mitochondrial respiratory chain complex III assembly. The transcript is spliced from 3 exons. The record is from RefSeq and is a predicted model, not a curated record.
CGAGCCUUACCCUUCAGGAAGUCGCCGGAUGGUGUCGACUGCCUGCCUGCUUUGCUUCGUGCGUGUUGCCUUGUAUACUACGUACUUCUUCCUUUCGUCUAUGUAUCCUGCCAGACUAUCCAUAUUUGAUUGACCGACCAGCUGCGCCGUCCUCCUCUCCCCCCUUCCCUCUCCCGACCGUCUAUCCUGAAAAACACCCGAUCACCGCUACACCACCACAACAGUCUACAACUUCCAACAUCCAACAAACUAUACAUACGCACCACCUCUCCUCGAACCACCCCAAUCGUCCUGAAUCCCUCAAUCCCUCACUCCCACAGUCACCAUGUCCCAAGCCAUCUCCGCCCGCAGCGCUUAUCGGCAACUCCUCCGCGCCACCCGCAUCGCCUUCCGCAAUGACAUCCGAGUCAUGCUCGGCGCGCGCCAAGAAGCCCGCCGCAACUUCGACAACCACCCCCGGGUCGGCAUCGACACGCCCAUGCAGAUCAAGCACGCCGUCGAGGUGGCGGAUAUCCUGAAACAUAAUAUCGUGCAGGGCGUGCGGGAGAAGGGGGAUGAGGAUGCGAAGUGGGAACUCCGCAUCCACGAUGAUAUCGAGCGUGGCGAUAAUGAUUCGAUUCGCGUGAAUGGGAAGCAGGUUAAGGUUGACAAGCCUUGUUCGUCGUAGGGGUGUGGCAUGGGUGGUAUGGAUGGUUGUUGUUGAUUGAUGAGACUUGAUUCUAUGGCUGGGUGAAGCAUGGCUCAAGCAUGGCUAGUGGCUGCUGGGUGAAAGCACAACUGCAGACUGGAUUGUAUUAUAGUAUACCCGAACUUUUCUCUCUCCUUCCGGCGUCUUUCUUUAGGGUGUGGGGUGGGGGUAUUUUUUAUCGUUUGAUCAGAUCAAAACAACAAUGUAGACAAAACAAUAAAUAUACAGUAC